GUGUGAGGAGACACUCUGCUCCAACCCCGUCCCCCGGCUGCAGCCCUCUGGCACCGAGAGGCCAUCCGAUCCUUGGAUUACCGGAUGGAAAUGUCUGAUACGGUUAAACCUCUGACCUCCUUCCUCAUAGAGGACAUCCUGUCCGUUAAGGACAGCACAGGAUUUAAUGGCAAAUGCUGUUCGCACAAGAUGGAAAGAUGUUCACACUGGGCAGAAGACUCUGAAAAGUUGGCGGAGAAUCUCUGUCCUCGGGAGACGGCUUGUGGAGUAAAGACAGAGUCUCUGGACACAUCCUGUCCCAGCACCUCGCAGUCCCGCGGUCUGUCCUCCACAGGGAAACAGAGGCGCUCCCGAGCUGCGUUCACACACCUCCAAGUGCUUGAACUGGAAAAGAAGUUUGACCACCAGAAAUACCUGUCUGCCCCGGAGAGGGCUCACCUGGCCAGCACCUUAAGACUCACAGAGACCCAAGUCAAAAUCUGGUUUCAGAACCGGCGGUAUAAGACCAAACGAAAGCAGCAAACGUCAGAGUUCUGCAAGGAUGUGUACAAAGCCGACGGACUGGGCAUGAGAGAGGAUUUGGUGCGGUCAUCACUAAUCACCUCCUUCUGCAAAGCCUACCAAUACAGACCGUACCUGUGGGACUACAGGGGCCCCUGGGGCCCUACGUUAUGGUGAAAGUGGAGCGGUGACUUCUAAUCAGUACAGUUUAUCUGAUAUUUAAGUUCAAUGUUCCUUUUCAAAGUAGAUUCUUUAUUAAUUGCAACUGAAUCUAAUGUGUGGCCACGUGUUACCUUCACCAGUCUGCCUUUUAAAAUGGGUUGGCUAAAAGCAUGUCAUACAUAAAAUCACACAGAUCUAGAUUUGACCUCUGAAGUCACUUGUGGGUUUCUUGAUUAAUUCAUCAAUGAAUAAACUAAUGCUAAUACAUUG
Messenger RNA from Scophthalmus maximus (turbot), 933 nucleotides. RefSeq names its product NK3 homeobox 1 (gene nkx3-1). Bases 85 to 678 code for a protein of 197 amino acids. Gene Ontology annotation, molecular function: DNA-binding transcription factor activity, RNA polymerase II-specific; RNA polymerase II cis-regulatory region sequence-specific DNA binding. Lineage: Eukaryota; Metazoa; Chordata; Actinopteri; Pleuronectiformes; Scophthalmidae. The transcript is spliced from 2 exons. The record is from RefSeq and is a predicted model, not a curated record. Gene Ontology annotation, biological process: cell differentiation; regulation of transcription by RNA polymerase II. Gene Ontology annotation, cellular component: nucleus.